Cladocopium goreaui is the source of this 1869-nucleotide messenger RNA. The record is from the annotation of a GenBank genome assembly. NCBI's taxonomy places the organism in Eukaryota, Dinophyceae, Suessiales, Symbiodiniaceae.
AUGGCUCGCCGUGGGAAAGGCAGAGAUGAUGAGUCAGAGAAGUCUCGAGAACGUGGAAGGUUCAUGGGGGAGCCUGUCGUUGCACCCGAAGCAGAACAAACUGUCAACAAGGAACCGAAAAGAUCCCGCGGUCCAGGUGCGAAGGCCGCCCCCGCCAAGCCCAAGAAGAAGGGCACUAAGCCGAAGGCAGACGAAGACUCCCGAACUGGCAACCGCCGGAUCAACACUGACACCUACAAGAGUCAGAGGGCCGUGAAAGAUUUUGUGGAUUGCCAUUUCGUGGAUUGGAUUGUGGCAUGCGAUCCAACAUAUCUACCCAGGGAUGUGUUCCAGUACGAGAAGCGCAGCCGGGAAGAGAAGCAAGAGGUCUUGGAUGGGGCAACCAACCAGUACAACCGUCGCAACAAGCCGGCAGAAUCGACGGGCUGGUCUUCUGCCGAGAUCCACAAGUACAUGCAGUGGCAGCUUGACCUUUAUUCCAAGGGAAAGCUGAAGAAGAGUCAGGUGGGAGGAUACGCUUGGAAGCUCCCCAAGCGAGACCCCAACGGUCAGCCACCUCCGCUUCCAGAAGAAGUUCUGGAAUUUCACAAGAAGAAAAAGAAUGCCAAAAAGGAGGACGAGACAGAGGAGGAGGACGAGGGCGACGACGAGGAAUAUUCCGUGGAGGUGUCCAAAAGCGGCAAGAUUUCCCUUGUGGAGAACGAGAGCGGGAGAAAGGUGGCUUUGCCAGCUUUGACAAAGAAGGGGAAGGACUACUUCGUCUACUACUCAGACAAGGACGACCAGUGGGUGUUGGGCGGUGGCAAUCCGGAUGACUGUGACAAGCCUGACAAGACCGACGUGGCGAAGCGGAAGCCGGGUGACAAGGCGAAGGGUGACUCUGGACCGUCUGGAGACCGAGAUCAUGGAAUUGCCAGCAAGCCACGAGUCAUGAAGGGGAUGGCGGCUAAAGGCCCUCUUCAACCUGGAGCACGCACCAGCAGCCACGCAGGUUCGGCUAUGACAGGGUCAACCAGAGCACCAUCAACCAGAGCAGCAUCAGCGUCAGCAGCAAAAGACCCAGCUUCUGAGUCUGACAAAGAGGAGAGCAUCCCGGCCUCAGACGUUGAGUCACUUUUUGAGUACAAGGAAAGUGAGAAGGAUGAGGCUGAGGAGUUUUUGAAGCCUGCAGUAAAGGACGGAGAAGACAAGAUGGCUUUGCUCACCUCGCCCAAGGACGGAUUGGAGCUCUUACUGCCUCCAGGAAAGGAGUGGAAGCUGUCGAAUGUGACCACGGCUGGUGGGAAUGAAGAAACCAUGCUCGUUUGCACUUCCGACCAAUCAGUCAAGAAGCGCUAUGUUUACCAAGCCAUGAAGAGCAGCCAGGCCAAACCCAUUGGCACGGCAUUGAAGGGGCUGGAGUCAGCAAAAGAACCGGACAGCUACGUUCCGUCAGGGCGCAAGACCAUCAAGCAACCUCCCACUCCAGAGAGAUCUACUCGCCCAGUCCCGAAGCCGCUGCCAGAGGCAAAAGACGCAGCAAAGGAGGAGGAGCCGCUUGAAAGGGAAUUGGAAGCAAUCGAGAAAGCCAGCAACGUCAAGGGUGACCCAGACAAGAAGAAAGCCAAGACCAGUGAUGCAGAUCCUGGGGACAAUGACAAGUCCGAGUCGAAGGUUAAGAGCGGUGAUUCCGGGGACAAGGCCAAGGAGAAGACCCUGAAGAGUGACACGGACACGGAAAAGGUGAAGGGGAAAAGCGGCGAUGGAGACUCUGGGGACAAGAAGAAGGAGAAGAGUGGCGAUGGCGGGGACAAGACGAAGGGGAAGAGCUCAGGCUCAGGUGCAAACAAGGACAAGGCCAAGGACGGCGACAGCAUGGAUGUGUCCUGA